AAUAAGUAUUAUUUUUUUGUGUUCUUCCAUAUUUGAGAUUUCUAGGCAUAAUCUUUUCGUUAUUCUCUUGAUUUUUAAUAUACCUUCAAUUCCUACCAAUUCUAGAUGACAUAUAUUUCCUUCCAACCCAAAAUUCAUAUUUGAAAAUAAAAAGUCCACAAAUUUCUUCUAAGAUAUGAAAAAAAUACACAACAAUACACUAGGACGUCUUGAUAGAAAAAUACAUAUUAACUAAUUAUCGCUAAUGUCAUAAUCACCAAAUAACAUAAAGAUUACUUUGAAAUAAUGAAUUCAAUAUUUGAGAAAAUCUCAAAUUAUUUAAAAGAAUGAAGUAAUUGAUCAACUAAAAUAAAAUAAAAUUCAUCCGACCAACAGAUCGGAUAAAAGCUUUUUUUUUACUGAAUCGUUAUUUGUCACCCAAAAUUUAAAUAUUUUUGCCUUAUACCAUGCAAAAUGAACCCCUAUCCUCAAAUUCAAACCCUAAUUUCUAAUAUCCCUAUACGUUUUCCCCUAAGGAAGGAUUCUAGGGUCUGGAUGUACAAUGAAAAUGGUGCUUAUUCUGUUAAGUCUGCGUAUAAGUUUAUCAGGGGAAACCAACAUGAUACACUAGUCCGGCUUCAUAAUAGAAACUCGGAGGACCCUGAGUUCUGGAAGUUUUUGUGGAAUAUUCAGAUUCAACCAAAGGUUCGCAUUUUUCUAUGGAAGAUGUGUAAGAAUAUUUUACCUGUGGGAGUGAAUGUGGAGGAGUGGAUUGAAAGUUCAGCUCCUGAAUGUCCUUUCUGCAACCUUCCAGAAACUCAAACCCAUGCCCUCCGUGAAUGCGAGUGGAUCAGGAGGAGAUGGAAGAACUAUGGAGAAAAGGAGCUUUAUGAGAUAGGAGAAGGGAAGUCUUGUAUUGAUUGGUUAGCUCAAAUUUUCAGAUCUGCAUCAAUGGAAAGAAUCCAGAGGUUCUGUGCUAUUUUGUGGUUCUUAUGGAAAGAAAGAUGCAAUCACAAAUACAACAAUUUGAAGAAGGACGAGGAAGAGAUCAUACCAAAAGCGCUUGGGUGGCUAUCCUCCUUCCUGGAAGCUCAAGCCUCUCCAUCUUCAUCAUCUUUUGCUGACUCGACCGGUAAUGUAAAUGCUAGAACUGACAGAUGGCUUCCUCCCCCUGAAGGUGUCUUCAAGAUGAACUGUGACGCAGGAGUAAUCCAGCAACAGGGAGUUCGAUUGGGAGCUGUAUUGCGCAACUGGAGGGGUGAAUUUGUCGGGGUGAUGGUGAAGAGAGAGAAAGGGCUCUGCCGACCCAUUGUUGCUGAAGCAAAGGCGAUGGUGAUGGGACUUCGCGAAGCUAACCACAGAUCUCUCAGCCCGUUGAUAGUUGAAUCAGAUUGUCAAGAUUUGGUUAACUUUUUGGACAAAGGAGAGCCUGAUUUUACAGAAUUGGGAAUUUGGUGCAAGGAGAUCGAGGAACUGGCUUUGGAGAAUGAGAGGUUGUCGGGACACAAGGUUAGAUGGAGAUUCUCGUCGAGGAAGACAAAUUCUCUGGCUCACUGGUUAGCCCACUCUGGGUUGGGAUGGAACCAUCAAAUGGUUUGGGUGGACAACCCACCGAGUAAUCUUCUUUGUAUGGUGGAGGCCGAUUUGGGCCUUGGGCCUUUGGGCCAGAACUGAUUUCCAAUAUUAAUAAAAACAGAUGGCCGAUAAAAAAAAAUCUCUAAACAAACACAAUUUCACCCCGAUCUCACCCUCUGCUCCAUUUCGUCCCAUCCACCAGCCGAAUCCCGGCAGGCGCUGCCAUUUCCCCAACCCGCCGACCCGCUUUGUUUGCUUGGUCCACCGCGAAGGAAGAAGGGAGAAGAGCUGACGUCGCCGGAGUUGAGGGGAAGAAGCAGCCAGUUGUCUGGUGGAAAGUUUCGUUUAAGUUGUUGAAGUGAUGUGUUUUUAGAGUUAGCCCUGCGUGGACUUUCUCAAUAGCUGCGGCUCUAAUGUAAUUCGUUUUUUAGCCUUGAUUCAAAGGAAGAAUGAUUGCACUUCAUAGAUCUCUUUCAAUCUCGCCUUCACUAAUUAAAUUACAAAUAAACCAAAUACUUCAAA
This is a messenger RNA of Linum trigynum, 2076 nucleotides long. The record is from the annotation of a GenBank genome assembly. NCBI's taxonomy places the organism in Eukaryota, Viridiplantae, Streptophyta, Magnoliopsida, Malpighiales, Linaceae.